AUGGUCUUCGUGGUGUCGACGUCAAAGGAUGACUCGAGUGAGCUGUCUCUGCAUACAUGCCGCAUCGGUUAUCAUUUCCGCGAGAUGAUUGUUGAAGACGCUAGGGCUACUCUUGACCUCCGACCCGUUCCACAUGGCGUUGCCAGCCUCGGCGUUCAGAAGCGAUCCCAGAAAGUCAAGAAGAGAUUAAUGCGCAGGCCGACGCCGCUCUUCGAGAGCUAUUUCCGAGAAUUCCCAACACGGAUCGGCAAAUCCUCCAACGGCGGCCCCGUCGUAGGCCUUUGCCCGGAACUGACACUAUCCCGCCGAGUACAACUUGCGCGUGCAAGGAAAACGGUUGAGUCAGUCUGUCUCGACAUAAUCGUCAAGUGGCGUGGUGAUGAAGAAAACGGACGUGACCAGCUUGACACUAUUCUUCGAGAAGUUGUUGUCAUCUCCGACUCGGAGGAUGACGACGAAGAGACUGGCGAAGACUCUGAUGUCCCUGUCGUCAUCUCACCUCCUGCUGCGAACCUCGUAGCUGCCCACAGGGCCGCCCGUGUUCUGGAGCGGCCUGAGGCCGGUAUUGCUGCCUUGACCAUCAGCGGGGCCGGGAACAGGACUCGCCCGACCCCAACCUCUAGGCAUGUAACCCCAAAGGUGCCGACCACUCCAAACCGGACUAAAGUCCUGCGAGGAGGGCUGGCGGCCCUCAUGUUGCCCAACCGGUGUUCGGUAAUGACCCGCAGCUUCACCAACCCGUCAUCUCGUAGCCAGCAACCCACAGAGCCUUUCUACUCGGAUAUCAUUAUUCGGUCCAUUGAGGCCCCUGCACCUGUGUCCAUGGCCCCACGGUUUAUCCGUGCCAUCCCUGCUCACAAGCGUGCCCGUGAACAAAGCCCAGACGAUGACCGACCUGGAAUGUACUCUAAUCCUCAGACUUACUACCCCCUAUUGACCAAGCUCAAGAACACCAUGUCAAGCGACCUUAACUACCAUGUUACCCGACCUGAGUACCACCAUUCCACCUAUGCAGAUGUGGACCCGAAACCGGCAUUAAGGGAGCAUCUUCCUAGCCGGCAGAUGUAUCGUGAGGUACAGCCAGCACACAUUGAAUUUCGAGACCCAACUGCCGCUUCGCGGUACUCCGUGUCUUCCUCUCGGCACGAUGGUGAGGCCGUCAACGUCCGCGAGGUCGUCGUGGGUGCUCCGCGUUAUGUCAAUCUUCGUGGCCCGAUUGCUCAGACACCCCACCCUGCACAGCAGCCCUUUGGCGCAAAUGGAGGGCCAGGCCGGCCAUCCAUCCUUCACCCCGCUGCGCCGCCCCGUUAUGCUGAUGCAAGCUAUGGUCCUAGCCAAGGUGACAUCCGCCAGGGCCCCAUGCAACCCAUCUUUGUUAGACGCAUAGAACGCCGGAGCCCUGAGCCGCGAUAUGGGAAGCCACCCUCCUCUGCGGCCUCCCUAUACUCACAAGUUUGGAUAGACCCUACGGUGAUCCUCACGACCAUCCUUACCAACACCUUUACCCUCCCUCCUCCCAACACAGCGAUCUCACCCGUAAUCGAGGCCAGCCUCGCGAGCUUGUGCCGGCGAGCUCCCACCCCCAACACCUCACUCGACGGUCCUACCCAUAUCACGAUCAGCCCAUCAGACCAAAGGACAUCAUUGUCCUUGAUUAGAACCGAUCUCUUACAACUGGCGAUCAGCUGGAAAGGAGCUCUCACAGGCAAGCUCGCGAAGGCACAGAGGAAGCACAGGUUGCGAGUCGGGGGUGGUGCAGGACCCCGCGGCGGCAAAGACGGAUACCUCCAAGGCCACCUCGGGGGUGCCGUUGGCGCGGCUGGCGCCUCCCCGACGGGUGGCGCCACCGACGACGUUCCCCUCCUAAACCCCCGACCCCUGACGGAGGCGCAGAAGAACGAGCUCACCCUCAAGGAAGCUUUCCCCACGGUGGAAGAUGGCGUGAUUAAGGCGGUUCUGAGGGCUAGUCGAGGACAGGUCGAGCCUGCUUUCCAUGCUCUCCUAGCUAAGGACGAUGAAGAGGAGGGUUUCUUCGAGACGCAGACUAAGGUCAACUCAUGGAUCACGAACUUUAAGAAGAAGAUUGAUGAUGCGUUUGAGGAGGAGGAAGCAGAGCGGCAGAAGCAGCAGCAGCAGCAGCAGCAGCAGCACCUCGCCUAUGGUAGGAGACCCGGCGAGUCCAGCCGGAGGAGUGGGGAUUACGAUCGCUACGAUGCCGAUCCACAGCUCAUUACCGAUGAUUUCGCGGGCAUGAAGCUCGCGGCUGAUGGAACCUCCCCACCGUCCAAGUCACCCAGGCCAAACGACGGCCGUAGGGUAGCCUUCAGGGAGGAGACUGAGGAGAUCGACGCGUAUAACUCAUCGCCGAAGCUCGGCGCCCGAGACACGGCCACACCUCCCGGCAACAAGCAGAGCAAGUGGCAGCCACUAUCGGCCGUUGAGCCGAGCCCGAUCACGGACAACGACCCGUUCAGUCUCGGAGAUAGCGAGGACGAAAAAGACCUCAAGGACAAGGCAGCGACGACGACCGCCGGCGCAGGGGCCGGUAACGGAUCGGGCUCGAAGGGCGCCGGGGCUGAUGAUGCGGAGAGGUUGCGCAAGGCGGCGGCUGAAGCAAUGGCCGACAGCCUCGUGGAUGAUAAGUCGAACACGGAUGCCGGUUCCAAGAGCUGA
Parascedosporium putredinis is the source of this 2673-nucleotide messenger RNA. NCBI's taxonomy places the organism in Eukaryota, Fungi, Ascomycota, Sordariomycetes, Microascales, Microascaceae. The record is from the annotation of a GenBank genome assembly.